Molecule: messenger RNA, 3517 nt
Organism: Chinchilla lanigera (long-tailed chinchilla)
Lineage: Eukaryota; Metazoa; Chordata; Mammalia; Rodentia; Chinchillidae
Gene: Npas2
Product: neuronal PAS domain protein 2
Biological process (GO): circadian regulation of gene expression; regulation of transcription by RNA polymerase II
Cellular component (GO): cytoplasm; nucleus; CLOCK-BMAL transcription complex
Molecular function (GO): DNA-binding transcription factor activity, RNA polymerase II-specific; RNA polymerase II cis-regulatory region sequence-specific DNA binding; protein dimerization activity
Source: RefSeq, a predicted model, not a curated record
UCAGAACUUGGCAGUGGCCAACAGCUGGAAAAACUGCCUAGAAAAUCUAAUGGAUGAAGAUGAGAAAGACAGAGCCAAGAGAGCUUCGAGAAACAAGUCUGAGAAGAAGCGUCGGGACCAGUUCAAUGUGCUCAUCAAAGAGCUCAGCUCCAUGCUGCCCGGGAACACGCGCAAGAUGGACAAGACCACCGUGCUGGAGAAGGUCAUCGGCUUCCUGCAGAAACACAAUGAAGUCUCGGCACAGACGGAAAUCUGUGACAUUCAGCAAGACUGGAAGCCUUCAUUCCUUAGCAAUGAAGAGUUCACUCAGCUGAUGUUGGAGGCAUUAGAUGGCUUCAUCAUCGCAGUGACGACAGACGGCAGCAUCCUGUACGUCUCUGACAGCAUCACACCGCUCCUCGGGCACUUGCCGUCGGAUGUCAUGGAUCAGAAUUUGUUAAAUUUCCUCCCGGAACAAGAACAUUCCGAAGUUUAUAAAAUGCUUUCUUCUCAUAUGCUUCUGACGGAGUCCCCCUCCCCAGAGUUCCUAAAAUCGGACAACGACUUAGAGUUUUAUUGCCAUCUUCUCAGAGGCAGCUUGAACCCAAAGGAAUUUCCAACUUAUGAAUACAUAAAAUUUGUAGGAAAUUUUCGCUCUUACAACAAUGUGCCUAGCCCGUCUUGUAACGGCUUUGACAACACCCUUUCGAGACCUUGCCGGGUGCCACUAGGAGAGGAGGUCUGCUUCAUCGCCACCGUCCGGCUGGCAACACCGCAGUUCUUAAAGGAAAUGUGCAUCGUUGAUGAACCUUUAGAGGAAUUCACUUCAAGGCACAGCUUGGAAUGGAAAUUUUUAUUUCUGGAUCACAGAGCCCCUCCGAUCAUAGGAUACCUGCCCUUUGAAGUGCUGGGCACCUCGGGCUACGACUACUACCACAUCGACGACCUGGAGCUCCUGGCCAGAUGCCACCAGCACCUGAUGCAGUUCGGCAAAGGGAAGUCAUGCUGCUACCGGUUUCUGACCAAAGGGCAGCAGUGGAUCUGGCUGCAAACCCACUACUACAUCACCUACCACCAGUGGAACUCCAAGCCCGAGUUCAUCGUGUGCACCCACUCGGUCGUCAGGACAAGGACUCCAGCCUGGAUGCCCAGCCACACUUCAGCACGCUGGACGCUGGCGCCCCAGGCCUUGACGCCAGCCCCUCGCCAUCCGCGUCCUCGAGCUCCCACAAGUCCACUCACACCGCCGUGUCGGAGCCCGCCUCCACUCCCACCAAGCUGAUGGCCGAGGCCAGCGCCGCAGCUGUGCCGAGCUCACCUGCCCUCCCCCACGAGGUACCGGUGCCCGGGCUCAGCCAGGCGGCCACGAUGCCAGCGCCUCUGCCUUCCCCCUCGUCCUGUGACCUCUCGCAGCAGCUCCUGCCUCAGACCAUUUUGCAGAGUCCGCCCGCCCCCGUGGCACAGUUCUCCGCACAACUCAGCAUGUUCCAGACCAUCAAGGACCAGCUGGAGCAGAGGACGCGGGUGCUGCAGGCCAACAUCCGGUGGCAGCAGGAAGAGCUCCACAAGAUCCAGGAGCAGCUGUGCCUGGUGCAGGACUCCAGCGUGCAGAUGUUCCUGCAGCAGCCGGCUAUCUCCCUGAGCUUCAGCAGUGCCCAGCGGCCCGAGGUGCAGCAGCAGCAGCUGUCGCAAAGGGUGGCUGCUGUGUCUCAGCCCCAGCUUGUGACAAGCCCCCAGCUUCCGGGCCAGAUGGCCUCGGCCCAGGUCACAAGCCAGCACCUGCUCAGAGAGUCCAGCGUGAUUGCGAGCCAGGGUCCGAAGUCCAUGCGAGGCCCCCAGGUGGUUCAGGGGAGCAGCCGCUUGGCCAGCAGCCUGCCGCCCCCCUUUGGCAGCACUGCGGCACUGCUGCCCCCGGCUCUGAGCCUGGCCGCCCCCGUGCCCACCUCCCAGGAUGCCAGCCAGUGCCAGCCGGGCCCCGACUUCAGCCACGACCGGCAGCUCAGGCUGCUGCUGAGCCAGCCCAUCCAGCCCAUGAUGCCCGGCUCCUGUGACGCGAGACCACCCGCAGAGGCCAGCAGGACAGGACAGCACGUCAAGUUCGCACCGAGCCAGGCCGCGUUUCCCAGUCCAGACUCGCACCCGGCCAGCAGCAGUGCCUCGACGCCCGUCCUGCUGAUGGGGCAGGCGGUGCUGCACCCCAGCUUCCCCGCCCCGCAGCCGGCCCUGCAGCCGCAGCCGCACUACCUGCAGGCGCCGACCUCUUUGCACAGUGAACAGUCGGACCCGCUGCUCCUCUCCACCUACUCCCAGCAGCCCGGGGCCCUGGGCUUCGCCCCGCCACCCCCCGUGCAGCCCCCGCCCACACGCCCACCCCGCAGGGUCAGCCGUGUGUCCGAGUCGUCGGGCCUCCCGCAGCCGCCCCGGUAGUGCGCCGGCACUGGAGUGGGACACGAUCAGCUCCGACCGAUGGACGAGGGGUGGUGACGGGAGACGGGAAAGCGGUCUGAGCUAAAGCCCUGGCUUCCGGCACCUGCGUACAUUUCGGAGCGCCUGGAUGCACCGCGGAGGGCCGUGCUUCCGUGCCGCGAGCUCCUCGGCGCCCUCUACAGCCAUACGGGAUGGAACCGAGCGCCCAGGCGGGCGGCGGGGCUCCGUGCACCUGCAGAGGUAGCGCCCCGGCCGCCUUCCUGGAGGGUGCACGGGUUACUCCACGCAGUGGCCCUGUCCCCACGCCCCAGCUGGCCUUCGCUGUCUCAGCCGUGUUUCUUUGCAUUGGAGAAGGACUGGGUCCAAGAUCUGUUGCAGAGAGAGAAUAAAGAGAUUAUUUUUCAUUAUUUUUAAAUGGUUGUUUUUGUUUUGUUUUAAUUUGCACAGCUGCACCGAGGAAGUAACUUAGGCACUUUCUGUUCUUAAAAAUAAUAAAGUCUCAUGACUUUAUUUGGAGCCCACGUUGAUAAACACGGCCCACCAAUCAGAUAGCGAGGCUAUCUCGGUUGUUCGUAACCGAGCCAUAGACCCAUUUCCCCUGCAGACCCCAACCCUAGUGGAGUGAAGCUCUUCAGCCCCAGCGCUCCCGGGUGAUUCCCCCUACCAUAACACUGGACAAUUUCCUGUUUACGUUGUUGAUUGCAACUACAAAGGUGGACUCCAAGCAAAGCACAGUCUUUCAGCUAAUGCAGAAUUCUGUAGAGAACUCUAAGAAGGGAAGAGGUUCCCCAGGUCAGGCUCCCACCCCAGGGGUGCAGACCCCAGGAGCCCCCCUUAAGUGAGGGUACUGCAUCUCUACUUAUUCUUCAUGAUGAUUCCAAGAAUUGGGUUUUUCCUUUUCAAAUGCACUUUGCUUUUUUUGUAUGUUUUGUUAAGUUGGGAUGUUUCUAAAGAAAAGAUUUUAUGUAAUUAUAAGAGGAAGUGUAGUGAACUGUACAGCUGUUGUAAUAAUGACCUAUUUCUAUAUAAAAUAAAAUUGUAUGGAUUAUGUGUAAAUUAUUUUGUAUCUGAGACACCAGUUCUUUUCCCAAAUAUAAAAAUAUAAAAAGUU